This is a messenger RNA of Tachysurus fulvidraco (yellow catfish), 3568 nucleotides long. RefSeq names its product NUAK family, SNF1-like kinase, 1a (gene nuak1a). The record is from RefSeq and is a predicted model, not a curated record. Gene Ontology annotation, biological process: microtubule cytoskeleton organization; protein phosphorylation; intracellular signal transduction. The coding region runs from base 220 to 2046 and encodes 608 amino acids. Gene Ontology annotation, molecular function: tau-protein kinase activity; ATP binding; protein serine/threonine kinase activity. Lineage: Eukaryota; Metazoa; Chordata; Actinopteri; Siluriformes; Bagridae. Gene Ontology annotation, cellular component: cytoplasm. The transcript is spliced from 7 exons.
GUUGGGGAGGGUGUUGAACAUGGCACUGUCUCGCGCACUGUCCGAGCCUCCAGAUUCUAAACACUACUUAUUACACACACAUGCGCGCGUAAGCGAGUCACCCAUUAUUGCGCGAGAGAGUAAAUCCGUGUGGAUUAGUUGACAUCGAGCCAAAUUAACUUUUUGUUUUUUAACGUGCACAAUAAACCUAGCAGUGAAACUGAGAGGGACAUUUCAGUCAUGGAGACAUUGUCCAGGAUAGGAGCAGAGGACCACGGUUCAGUUGGAGACCCACCUCUUCCAGUGGACUUUGCAGCGGUGGACACGGUGGGUCCGUGGGGAAGCUCCGGUGUGCGCAAACACCAGCACAAACACAACCUGAAACACCGGUACGAGCUGCAUGAGACGCUGGGCAGAGGCACAUACGGCAAAGUGAAGAAGGCUGUGGAGAGACACACCGGGCGUGUGGUUGCAAUCAAGUCUAUCCGUAAAGAGAAGAUCAAAGACGAACAGGACAUGGUUCACAUCCGCAGAGAGAUCGAGAUCAUGUCUUCCCUACGCCAUCCGCACAUUAUAUCUAUAUAUGAAGUGUUCGAGAAUAAGGACAAGAUUGUCAUCGUGAUGGAGUACGCCAGCAAAGGGGAGCUGUAUGACUACAUCAGCGAGCGGCGUAAGCUCAGCGAGAGAGAGACGAGACACUUCUUCAGGCAGAUUGUCUCGGCUGUACAUCACUGUCACAAGAAAGGAGUGGUGCACAGGGAUCUUAAACUGGAAAAUGUGCUGCUAGAUGACAAUUACAAUAUAAAGAUUGCAGAUUUUGGCUUGUCCAACCUUUACCACAAAGACAAGCUCUUGCAGACCUUCUGUGGCAGUCCUCUCUAUGCGUCACCAGAAAUUGUAAAUGGAAGGCCAUAUCGAGGCCCAGAGGUCGACAGCUGGGCUCUUGGUGUGUUGUUAUACACUCUGGUGUAUGGCACAAUGCCUUUUGAUGGAGGCGAUCAUAAAAGACUCAUACGCCAAAUCAGCAAAGGGGAGUACCGGGAACCACCUCAGUCAUCAGAUGCUCGUGGCCUGAUUCGGUGGAUGCUGAUGGUAAACCCAGAUCGCCGGGCCACUGUAGAGGACAUCGCCAACCACUGGUGGGUGAACUGGGGUUGGAAGACCAGUGUGUGUGACUGCCAGACCCAGCGAGAAAACAGCUCACCCAUGCUCGCUCGAUUUAUCGACUGGCAGAAUCGCACUGAGACCCAGCAAAGUAAACUGGUUUGCCCCGAUACAGCCAUCAACGCCAGUGGGACCAUUUCAACCCGUCGACUCAGGAGGUCCUCAAAGGAAAACGAGGGUGGCAUUAGGGCUGUUCUAGAGGAGAAGCCAGCCGUAAAGAGGCCCAAAAGUAUCCUAAAAACACGGGCAAGCACCGGAGAUCAGAGAUCCCAAAGCUUGUGUGAGGCAGAGUUGCGGCGUUCCAUCUGCUACAGGGAUAUUGAGCCCACCUCGAGUCCUGAGAGAGAAGAAGCAGCACAUGGCUCACCAGCCAAAAUGAUGCCUUCACUUCCCAUGAAAGGCAUCCUGAAAAACAACCAUCAGCGUGAGUCUGGCUAUUAUUCCUCUCCAGAGCGCAGCGAGUCCUCCGAGCUGCUAGGAAACACCGUGGCUCCGCCUCCCAAUGGCUCACCGCCUAAAAGGGUGCCCGGACGGAAAGGCAUAUUGAAGAGGAACGGGAAAUACUCGUCUCAUGCUGCAGGUGCUUUGGGCUCAAACCUACCACAGAGUCAGAUUCAUCCCUCAGCCACCACCAGGGAGGAGAUGGGCAUCCCGAAUAUGGCAGUAGAUUGGCCACCUGCUUCUCCAAAACCUAACAUCAGGGGCAGCCUCUCAGCUGAGGAUCUACUGCAGAUGGCAGGAUUCAGGGGACUGCAAACAGCUGCGCCCCUCCACAGCUCCAAGAACACCCGCAGCCCCCCAGGAUCUCCUGGGGACAAUGGCAGCUUUUCCCUACUGGGGGAUAUGGAUGAUGUGACUCAGGUGUAUCAGCAGGCCCUGAACAUCAGCAACCAGCUCAGUUAGAAAGAGAAUGAGAAGGAGAGCGUGAAAAGGCAACACGACUGGAUCAGUCAGGAAUAAUCGAUCAUGCAGUCGCUCAUUGACCUUGAACUGCGUUAUGUUUACAUGCUACAAGAAAGGAAAGCCAUAACAUGCCAUCAUGUUGUUGGUUCUCACUUUUCAAAUCAGUGACCCAGGAAGACUGAGGCAAGCACCUUAUUGACACGUUUUCUUCCACAUUACAGUACAAACCUGGGUUAGGGACUGCUUACUACUGACUUACAGCACAGUAUAAACAAUACAAUGUUAAGAAUACUAAACUUAUUUAUUUAUAAAUAUUUUGGGCAUAUGAAUCUGCAUGGCCACAAAAAAAAUAAGUCAUUAUUGUUUAUAAAUUGAACUGCGAGUCAGUCAAUGCUCUGUCAGGUGGACAUCACAGAAGGCACAUAUUGGGGUCAGAGGUCAUAUCAGUACCCGAUGAGAAUAUCACAGUGACGCUCUGAUACACACUGCUGUUUGCAGUCUGAGCCAAUUAAACAUGUGGCGUGACACAGUGGUGGUACUGGGUGUAACCUGCAGAGUAAAUCCAGCACAGGAACACCCUGCACUUCAACAACAGCCACUAUUGAGAAGAGAGGAAUAGGCUAGACUAUUCCUGCUUAAUAUCAGCGUGUCAGAAUACCCUUCAUUCCAAACGGGACAGGCCAUGAAAACAAACAUUGACAAAAUAUACAAUAAAUUCCUUGUGAACAAAAAAUGAUGAUAAUAAUAAUAAUAAUAAAAAAGGUCAGGAUCAAGACUGUACAGUUAGACCCAACUAAACAAUAGAUGCUUUUUUUCGAGUAUUGUGAAAGUGCAGCAUUUUUCUGUUUUAUCAGACAAUACUACCUUUAACUGGAUCUACAGUGCUAAAUGUUAUACUAUGUUAGUAUUAUUUUGUUUUCUUUUUCUUACAUUGAUACAUUUUUGAUUUGAGGUUUGAUUGUGCAUAUGGGUGAGCGUGUGUUGGCUUCAUUUCGAGGCGGUGGAAUUUUAACGACUAGCCACACUUUAAGACAAAUGUUCUUUAUAUGUAACAGGCUGCAGAAAGGAGUGUGUGAUCUAGUUAUAUAGUAUGAACAAAUAAGCCGGGGGGGGGCGGGGGGGAAAUAACAGUGAUGCUAUGCCUCUAUAACUGCCAAACUGGAAAAUAUAUAUAUAUAAUAAAGGUUAGUAAAAGGUUGCUAUUUAUCACUUAGGGUCAUUUUCGUUUUGCGGUAAUUAACUGGAUAUUAUGUAUUUAUAUGUAUUUAAAUGUACUGUUAUUUAAUCUUUCAUGUAUUAUAUUACUGUACAUUAUUCCCAUUGAUCAUUGUUUUGGCCAAAUGUGUUUGUUAACGUCGACCUUAGAAAUGUCUUGUUGUGUGCCUUCAUCGACCAGAAGAUUGUCGUUAUAAUAAUUAUCCACAUUUUCAAUAUGGUUCAAUAUACAGUGUUAAAAAAUAAGUCGUUUGUUUAGGUAACUGUGAUAUACACUGUCUGGAAAUAAAUGGUGUAUUAAGGGUUA